CUUUUGUCUACAAGACAAAGAUCAAGUCACCAUGACGACUUUAGUAAACAGUGCAUGUUCACUUCUUCAACGGCUGAUGGGAGUAACUUGUUUGAGUUUUGUGAGGCCUAUAGCUUAUAAGUGAAAGAUGGCGGGGCGAAAAUCACGGAACAGUAUUUCAGUGAAGAUGUGCCCUCAGCAGAGAGCCCGUCACGAAGCCUACAACGAGCCGUCUAAAGAAACACAGAGAUGGAUGGCAGAGGCAAGACAGCGCGUGUGCAUGCAUCUAAAUCAUCAAAAAUCCCGUCAGGUCUGCAACCCCAACACUGCUGCCGAGCGUCAAAACCAACUCACAGCACAAUUAAAAGCCGCCGAGGCGAGGAAUCGUGUUAGACAACUGAGACGACACUAUCAAGACCUAAAGGAGCAGGAAAUUAACUUAAUGAUUUCAUGCCAGUCUAACGCGCAGAGGGCUGUACGCCUGGAGCAUUUACUCACUGUGAGAGAGAGGAAGAUAAACCACACAGACUGCAUGGACCAAUUACAGAGACGAAGAGUUGAAGAGAUCCUAGAGGAUGAGAAAGGCCUGACCAUCAACCGCAGAUGACUGAAGACAAAAAGAAACAGAUCUGAGACUGAAAAUGCAGAUUAUAUUGUAGCCCUGCGUGCCAUUUUUUAUGUUUGAUUAUACUUUAAUGAACCUUGGUUUCUGAGCAUAGAAGAUAUGAACAGUAAAUGUGUUUCCAUCAUAGUUUAUGCACGUUUUCUUAUCUGAUGAAAAAAUGUAUCCACUUCAAUUGAGCGCAUAAGAUUUUUAUGUGCAUUUUUAUAAUUUAUGCUCAUCUUGGCGUUUCCAUCCAGCUGCAUUUUAUGCCAUAUCCCAAAAAGCACAUAGGUGGAAACAUAGAUGUUGGAAAUUUCAAGAAAUAUAUUACCUUACUACCACAGACCAAUAAAGCAUUCAUGUUUAGGAAUGUACUGGUUUCAAAAUUCUGGCUGAGGCAAUAAGCCGAUAAUUAUUUUGUCAUUAAUGACCGAUAUUAAAGUUCUAUGAUAUUUUGUAGAGGAAAAAAAAAAAGUACAAGUGAAUCACAACAUA
Messenger RNA from Megalobrama amblycephala (Wuchang bream), 1078 nucleotides. Its product is annotated as protein LKAAEAR1-like. The coding region runs from base 128 to 586 and encodes 152 amino acids. The record is from RefSeq and is a predicted model, not a curated record. NCBI's taxonomy places the organism in Eukaryota, Metazoa, Chordata, Actinopteri, Cypriniformes, Xenocyprididae. The transcript is spliced from 4 exons.